Messenger RNA from Cylicocyclus nassatus, 303 nucleotides. Lineage: Eukaryota; Metazoa; Nematoda; Chromadorea; Rhabditida; Strongylidae. The record is from the annotation of a GenBank genome assembly.
AUGAGAUUAAGAAUAGCUGCAGAUGAUUGGUUUGCGGUUUUAUUAGGAUUUCAGCUAUUUUACAGAAUCGGUGCAAGACAGCAUUCUCGAAGAGAACACAUGUAUACGCCUUCAAAAGAUACCCGUAAAGAGAGCGACAGCGCUUCCCUGGACGACCUUAUAUACUCCAUAGAGCAGUCCUCUAUACCGAGAUUAUUACCAGCUGUGGCAGAAACGACUACUGAAGAGCCACACGACGAUUUGGAGGAAAUGGAGGAAGAAGAAAGUCCAAAUCUACCCGGGGCUCGGUUGAAAAUAAUGUGA